Messenger RNA from Anguilla anguilla (European eel), 10831 nucleotides. RefSeq names its product protein shisa-7 (gene shisa7a). NCBI's taxonomy places the organism in Eukaryota, Metazoa, Chordata, Actinopteri, Anguilliformes, Anguillidae. Gene Ontology annotation, biological process: regulation of AMPA receptor activity; regulation of short-term neuronal synaptic plasticity. Bases 4979 to 6940 code for a protein of 653 amino acids. The transcript is spliced from 6 exons. Gene Ontology annotation, cellular component: postsynaptic density; dendritic spine membrane; AMPA glutamate receptor complex. The record is from RefSeq and is a predicted model, not a curated record.
GCACUUUCUCCAGUAUUCCAUUGCCACUACGGCAGGGGUUUUAUUAAGAAGGAGCGCAUUGAGCAGUGUAUAGUUACGAUAAAUCAAGACAGAAUAAUAUUUAGCUGUAGUCCUACGAAAUGUCGUACAUUUAAAAUACGGUCUUUGGCAUCUUUCUUGGAGGUUUUCUAAAAGCUUGAGGGUCUUUGAUGCGUCGAGAACAAAAACAACGAAACAUCGAUUUUUAUGUAGCUAUCUUGCGAAUGAUUUAUUUUCCUGGGUAUACAAUUUAGACAUUCUUAUUAGUGAGAAUAAAACUAUUGGUAUUAUAGAAACAUGAAACCAAUGAGCACACUUGAACGAGUCUGUUAAUAAGCCCUGUUGAAAAUGAACGCGCAAUAUUAGGGUGAAUUAAUCGAAAUCGAAAAAACGGAAAAUACUGCUUUCGAAAUUGGAAUGAAAACGAACCAAUUCUUCAAGGAGCAAAGCAUCUUAUCGAUAUCGUGCAAUUUGCAACGUAUACCAAUAGUAUAUCCUAUUUAACUUGUAAUUAUCUCUGAUUUUAAAUUAAAUUUUAAGCUUUAACAGUGCAAGAUCAGGGAGCAUAACAGCUGCGGACAUCACUGAUUAAAGCCUGUUUUGUUUGACAUAAUCAUUUACAUAAGCGGAAGCUACAUGCGAAAAAACUAUAUUAUUUCCUAAUUAUUGGAAAAGCUAUUGCGACUGUGGUCGCCGCCAGUAAAGGAACUAUUUUCUCCAUCAGAAUACAACGAGCGACACGCAGGGAGAAUGAAGUGUUGAUUGACAUGGUAAAAAUACUGAAGAAAAGCAAGGAGCAAAGAUCAAAGAACAUCUACCACGAAAACUGAAAAAAACUAUCACUGGAGUCACAGUGAGCAAACUGCCUUUAAUAAUUUUUGAAGAAGAUUUUACAUCAUUCAAACUUUCUUGAUUUCGCCAUAAGUGUUUUUUUUUUAAGGAGCACGUGUCAAAUUGGGUGCCGAAGACAACAAACGCAAGUGUUCUUCUUAAGAAUUCUUCAUCGCUGCCACCUUGCACCAACUGUCUGUGAAGUGAUGGGGCACUCUGUCUCACUAUAUAUUUCUACAUCUUUAAUGAACAUUUGAAUCCAAGAAAGUGCAUCAGUAGGCAGAGAAAGUAAGGUUGAAAAUCACAAAUUCUGGAUAAGAUUGCCUCCCCUUUCCUAUAUUUUUGUUAAACAUUUACUACCCGAGUGAAUAUUUAUCUGAAUCGAACAAAGUUGGAGGAUUAGUGCAUUUUUAAUGUGAAUUUUUUAAGCACAUAUACGAUUGCCUGUAUUUAUAUUUCAUGUGUUAUUUUGCCUUUCAUAAGCAUUGAUUAGUUUCAGGAAAUAUACCAGCUGAGUUUUCCUGAUUCUUAUUAUUCUUAUUAAUCAGGGGAUUACUUCACAUUGACUUAGUUUUGAUUCAAGCAAACUACUAUUGUAUUUACAUGCAUAUCUCUUUUUAUCUGUCUUGUAAAAUUCCUUAACACACAGUGUCGCUUCACAGAUCCGAAUUAUAACACACAUUUCAUCAUCCCCUCAUUCUUCAUUUCGUCAUCUCAUUCUUCCCCAUCUCCGGUGUAUUUUUCAUUCCAAUGCAGUAGUAAAAAAUGGGACUGAUUGUGUUGGAUGUUCAAGAAUUCUUAGAACCAGAGAUCCCUGAUAUUAUCUUGCAAAGUCUGCACCACCUUUGAAAAAACAAAGGGAUUUUACAUGUAUAAACCUGUGCUCCCCUAAUCUACAUGUAAAUUCAUUUACAAUUUUACAUUUAUUUGUAACUUAGUGCAUUUGUACAAUUGAUACCAUAAAUAACAAUUUAUCAUUGUUAUUAUUACCAGUGCUAUUUCAGAUGUUGUAUUCAUCAAAGCAGUGUUCUUGAGAGUAACAGUAACAACAACACUACUGUCUGAUAUAUUAUUUAAAAUGGCAUACAAUGACAAUACAUUUUGGUAGAUGCACCUGUGUAUGUGUAAAUCAGUGGAGUUCAAAUUUUGUUAUACAUUUGAUUUCCCAUCUCAGUCAGAGCAGUCACCCUUAAGCUAUGGAGUUGACUUCACUGCAUAGUACCUAAUAUAUUAAUAUAUUAAGAUAUUGUAAUGAGCAGAGUGAACUGCAGUAAGGCCCUGGAAGUACGGUAUACUUUUUCCUGGGAGGUCUUUUAGUGACGAAUGUGUCCAGAUCUUUUCAUGUCUGUUCUGUGGGCAGGGGACCGUUUUCCUGCUAGAAGCGGAACUAGGCCCACAUUUGUUCUGUUCUGUUGGGUUGAGUUGAACCCAGAGCAGAGAUACCACCGGGGAGGGCCCAAACACACAUAGACCACUCAGCCAUUUCCUCUUCUAGAAAAGCCUCUUCUAACAUUUUCUUUCUACUUUCACCCUUUCCCUCAGUUCUUGUCCCUUUGUCUUUCCAUCCCCCCUUCAUCUCUGUAACUGGACAAUUUUUCAAACCUACCUCUCUCUUAUCACUUGCUUGUCAAGUAGAAAUUGUCUUUCCAGUGGGUCACAAACUAACAUGCUGCUUUUUAUAAUAUAUUCUUCUGGUGAAUGUGUCCCCUCAGUACCCAUUUGUAUUCCUUACUCAUAUGAAAUAAUCUGUUUAAGGUAUUGCUCUCCCUAGCUCCAUUCUCACUUAACUCAUUAUAUAGCACAUACACGUUGUAUUGUGGUACAUUUAUCAACAUAUGAAAAGUAAAUUCCAAGCAAUCGUACACUAAACAGGCAUACAGGAGGGAAAGGUUUGAAAUAGACAACCACAAAAAUAUGGAUUUGAAACUGGCAAUACAAUUUUAACUCUGCAGUAAUAUUGACAGCAUUACAUGAGCAAAAAUAAUUGUAAUGAAGUAAACUUUCAAAUUAAGUACUGCACAGUAACACUUAAAAAAUAACACUGCCAAAUUUAGCCCUCUAAGAUUUGUUUACAGUGAUAAAAACUUCUACAACUGCCAACAAAUUGUUUACAAUGCUUAUGAAAGAGCUAAAUAAUAUAUAAAUAUCUAUACAUUAUUUUCUUUUUUUCCAGGAAGAUUUACAGUUCAAAUAUUCAAUUUUCAAGUGCCACUUUUACUAGUGCCAAAUAAUUAAGACAUUGUGGUAGUUAUCACAGAUAGAAAAAGAAAGUUUACAUAUUGAAAAGAGGUUUACAGAUGACACUUGACCUUAAAAGUAUAUUUAUCAUUUUAUUACAUACUAUUUGUUUGUGCCAUAACACAGAGAAAUUUUAGAACAAGCUCUCUCUUACAGAGAGAGAGUGAUUUACAGUAGGGAGUAAAGGCAUUUGGAAUUCCUCUCUGUAGAGAUUGUUUACAAGGUCAGUACUGCUUGCUACAAAAAUAACCUACUCAAUGACAGUGGUGGGUUUUAAAGAAGUUUACAAUUUUUGAUUCUAUUAUAGUGUGAUCUUUCCAUUGCUUUAACUUUCUUUGCUAAGAAAUAUUUUUCUCUUGAAUAUUAUCUCAAAUUGUUAAAUUCAGCUUCUACAUUAUGUAUCAUUGUUGACUAAUUUAUCUUUUGUCAAACCAUAGAUUAGUGUGUAAGAAUAAAAAGGAUUUAUCAUUACUUAGUACCUAUUUAAAAUUACACAACCGUAAACCUCAUAAACCAGCCAGUUUAUGAAGCUAAAGCUAGCUAUACUGAUAACAGUUUGGUAAUGGAGUAAUAUCAGAGUUUACACAAGUUACUUACAGUGCCAUUUUUACACUGAGUCCUUACUAUUGAACUACAGAAACGUUUACACUAGAACAACAGAUAGGUUUCCCCUUAGCCUCUAUAAACAUUCUUUUUUUCAGACAGGCUAAACAAACUACAGUAUGUGCACCAGGCAUUCAAUGUUGAAUCAUUCAGUCGGUACGAGAGAUCUGUUUUCUUUGUGACAGAACGCAACACACAUCACUGAAUAUAAAUAUAGGAGAUAUCACCUUAUUGGAAUGGAGACAUCAGCAAAGUUUUUUACACUUUGUUGAGCUUACUUAUAGAUCUCUAAAAAAAGGAGGACUGAAUAUUCAAGUCUUUUUUAAAAAAAACAAAAUUUGACUGUGUUUGGAGAAUGGAAGUUACAUGUUUCUAAUAUAUGUGCCAUGGAACAGACUUGGUUGGACUAAAACUGAACUGGGCAAAGAGAUUUUAAGAUAAAAAAAAGUAAUUUUUUCCCCUUGUUUUGGAAAACGACCACUGUGGUCUGUUUGAAUCUUGAGAAUCUCUACCAGCAAAGAACUGAAUCGACAUCUGGGCCAAGAGGAGUGGUUAAAAAGAAAGAAAGAAAGAACAUAAGCUGAGAUAUACGCAUCCUUUUUGUGAACAGUUUACAACAACUUCAAAUUGGGAAGUUUACUGUACGUUUAAUUGUGAUUUUCAAAUAUUUUGUAGGGAUUCUUCACAGAGAGCGAAGGAAUAAAUCAGAUUCUAUAGGAACGGGAAAAGGAGUUAUAUUUUUAUACCUGUUUUUACUAUUUUUUCUUUAAGUCCAGCUGACAUUUUUUUAAAAGUUCAGUAUCAUUACUACAUUCAGUAUUUCAGCAUUGAGCUUUAUUACACCAAGAAUUACCCCGGGCAUCACGUUUUGUUCAGAUUAUUAUUAUUAGCGCUUUUAGAAAUAUAUAUAUUAUCACCGCCCAUGGUUCACACUGGCAACCUUUGAUAGCAGUGAAGUGCUGGUGCUUGCUCUCUGCCAGCAGGUCCUGUUAAGAACAAUGCCUGUUGCCCAGGCAACAGCCUUAUGGUCUUGAAUUCAAUAACUGUUUUAGAGCUAGCACAUUAUCAGUUUUCAUUUAUUUAAAUCUUACCAUUGUCUUCAUUUUCUCUAUAAAGACAGAGGUAGAAUUCUUCCAUGCUGUUAUUUUUGAAGAUGGUGGCUCUGUAAAUCUUUGUCCCUAAAAUAUUGUGAAUACCAUUGAAUCCAAGAGCAGAUAGCUACAGUGUUGCACUGCAUUGACUCGGGGUCACUUAAAGCAGACAUCUUUUUUGAAAGAAACAAAACAAAAUGACAUCCACUACAUAUCACAGAGUUCACCCCAUAUCCCUCUUUCUUUUCUUAAUUUUUGGCCCUGUUAUUGCCAUUGCAACGAGCUCUACUGAGCGUCCAGCAACUAGCCGUACACCUGGGAGCCCCUCUUUGCUCCUGUUGGCCAUUCAUGGCAACAAGCGAACAGCGGCAUCCUUGGGAAGAUCGAAACCGCUAGUUCAAGUGGCUGAGACUCCUCCGAAGCCCUUGCCGCAAAUCAUGCUUCCGAGGAAUAUGACCGCGGAGGCCCUGAAACCCCCUCUGGGUGCUGCCUUAGCACCGCCUCCGAAACGACUCGUGGACAUGGAUGUCUGCAGAGGCUACUACGACGUCAUGGGACAGUACGACUUCACCUUCAACUGCUCGAAAGACACCUUCAUAUACUGUUGUGGGACCUGCCACUACCGGUUUUGCUGCCAACACCGCAGCAACCGCUUGGACCAGAACUCUUGCAACAACUACGACUCCCCGGUGUGGGCCAACACCCCGCCACCCGCCACCAUUCCGCUGGAUCACCGUCCUGAUCCGGGCUUCGACCCUCUCCGGCAGCAGAGUAACAACACCGUUUAUGUCAUUGGGGGGGUGAUAUCCUUCACCCUAGCAGUGGCAGUUGGCAUUAAGGUGGCUUUCCACAAGGCUUCACGUCGGCCCAGACACAGGGACAUCAACGUGCCAAGAGCUCUGGUUGAUAUAUUACGCCACCAAUCAAGCCCAGUCCAGCAAGGGGAACGGAACAACAGCGUUGCUCUGGGCUCUGGGGUGAAUGAAGGAACCCUUGGUCGAGCCCCAAAAAAUCUUUACACUCCCGGAGUGCAGAGCAAAGACAACCGCAUGGGGAAUUUGCACCACAAUUUUAUCCAUCUGUCUGGUUCCAGCCCCAAACACACUGCUACCAUCGAGCGUGUGCCUCGCAUGAAUAACGCCCAGCUGGCCUCUUCAGGGACUCUCCUCUCCAGCAAACACAAUAACACCUCUGCCGCUCAUCCGUCCUUCCAUCAUUCCCUACACAACCUGGCCCAGCUGCCUCCUUCAUAUGAGACUGCCAUGAAACCUGAGAUCAACAGAUACUGCUCUCUGAAGAGGCUUGAAAAAGAUCUGGAUGAGUACUCUGGCUACUACACCUCCAAACGGCGGCCCAACAAUGCUCCUCCUUCAUUUCAUUCUUCUCAGCACCACCUCCACUGGGGUGGGGACUACACCCUUGGUGCCAGGGGUACCCUCCCUCUGCACGCUUCUCGCCCAAGAAUACACGUACCCUCUGGCCCCCCUGCAACCCCAAACCCAUAUCCCUUACAACCCCCUCAGCCGCAAUACAACCCCAAUUAUGACACACUGUCCAAACCUCCAAGAAGAGUGAUGUCGCAAGACCAGUUGCUGACAGUGGGUGAGGGCAACACUUUAUCCAGGCUAUCCAAGAACCAACAACACCAAUAUUACAAAGCUAUGGCAGCAGCAACUAAGAGCGCCAACUCCCAAACCCUUCGGAAGUCACAAGAAAGGCUCCUUAUGUCACCUGACCGAUUGGCUGAAAGGGAUAGUAUGGGGGUAGGCAUGGGCGAUUUUGGAGGGAUGACCCCAACCUUACCCCGGCUUACCCAUCAUCAAAAAGCACAGUCUCAGCAAAAUGUGUGUGCCACCCCCUCACUGGAUCGACACCAUAUGAUAAAGAUGAAUUCCCACCCUACCUCGGGUAGGGAGCAGGAGAGGAACGUGGCCAUGUCAGGGCAUGGGGGUGGAGUUGUGGGCUGGGCAGAGAUGCCAGGGGGAGGGACUGGGACGCUAGGCCAUAAUGCCAGGAGGUUAGCUUUUGCAGCCAAGAGGCAGAACACCAUCGAACAGUUACAUUUCAUCCCUGGUGGUGGUGGUGGAGGAGGAGGGAGUGGUGGAGGGGGUGGGAGUCAAGGGCUGAGGACAGGGAGUAAAAAUGAAGUGACAGUGUGAAGAAAGGGAGAUAGAGAAGAGAGGGUUCGGGUGUUCAAGUAGAAGAGGGGUAGUGAUAGAGAGACAGAGGAGAAGCUGACAGAAAUGGAUGGCUGAAGAGGGUGAUAGACAGAAAAAGAAAGAUGGAAGUAUGGGUAACAGUGACAGGGACAUGAGCAGAUACUAAUUUGGUGAAAGAAUCUAUUUGAAUCAGAGGAUAUAUUCAGAGAAUGAGAAUAUUAUCCUGCUAUUUUUAUAUUUGCAAAAUGUCAGCCAUAUUUCUUAUCAAUUUUGCUUUACAUUAUGGUGCCAAGAGAAAUGAGAGAAAGAGUGACAGCAGGAAAAGAUAAGAGGGAAGAGGGAAACCACAAGACUGAAAAUGUAACCAAAUGCAGAGAACGACGUUGUGUUACUUUGUGUUUUUGUAAAUGUCUUGGAAUUUAAAAAACAAACUAUUGAGCCAUAUUUGUGGGGAGAGUGGCCAUCAAAAAAGAACAUAAAGAUGGAGAGAAGCCAGAGUGGAAGGAUAAAGAAACUAGAAGGACAAGAAGCUACUGAAAGAUGUUUGCUAUGAUAAAAAAAAAGAUUGGAAGAAAAUAGAAAUUAACUUACAUCAGAGGAUCAAGGUUAAAAAAAAAAAAAAAAAAAAAACAAUUUUUAGCAAAAUGAUUGGAUUUGAAAGUUGACCACUAGACUGAGAAGCAUGUCUCUCAGAGCAUCUAGUCAUACAAUGGAACAAAGAUAUUCUUGGUCCACUCAUUUUUUUUACCAUACUUAAUUGGAUGUGAUUUAGCUGACACCAAUAAAGAAUGGGACUGGACUCAUGGAGUCUGUAUUCAUGUGAUCAUCUUACGUAUGGAAACAUCUGAUAAUGAAUCAGUACUCUCUGAUGAUCUUGUUGGACAGGACAACGUGUUUUGAUGUGGUCAACAUUAUACUGGUUUAUGUAAUGCACUGAUUGGACAACUGAAUAAUCAAGCAUUCAAGGGAAUGUGAUAAAGCGAAUGCUUCAAUGUAAGCUUUCUACAUGGAUAACAGCAGCUACGAACUAAAUUAGCAGGCAUAGUAUACUAACUGGACAAUGGAGACUUGCCUGCAUUGCCCGAUGAUGUGAUUGAAUUGAGUUAGCAUCCUAUGAUAGGGCAUCCAUGCUGAUGAUGUUUUCCAUGAUGUUCGGCUAGAAGUGAUAACUGACAAUGCAGAUGGAAAGUUUGUGCAUUUAAAUCGGACUUGAAUAAUCCUCAUGCUUAAUAUGUGUGCAUUGACAAGCGAAAUACAUUUUCAGCACACUGUAUGGAUGAUGCAGUGUCAGCCAUUAUUUAAAGAAAUUCAACAGUCAGCUUGGUUUGAGGAACAGAGCUACCUGGGUCGGACAAUACAACUGUUAACUGAAACGGGGAUGAUCUGACUGGAGAAGUCACACAGAAAACUGAACAACAUGCCUGACAAUCAGCAUUUUCCAGGGAAACUGAUUCAACAAAAUCAUUUGACAUUAGGUGAGUGACAGCACAGUGAAUUGUACACUGUCAGCCAGUUCUGUGCAGAGAUCUGGCUUCUAACAAGAUGGUGCUGCACAAUGUCAUCUGUGGAAUGGUAAUCAGUAGUCAUUUCUUUCAUGGGAUCAGACUAGGUAAUGAGCGAGAAAGCCGAGUUGUCCAUCAUUAAAAGAAAACUCUGCUCUUUAGGUAAUUCACUUCACCAUGACUUUGCUGGGGUCUUAUGAACGUUUAGUAACAUUAAGGGCUAUUCUGAAAAAACUUGUAUGUGUGUCUAGUCUGUAUUCUAUCAGAAGCUUACAUUUAUUUUUGUGUUAAUACAAACACUAAUGUGAAUACUAAUGUCCAUACCUGGAGUUUAUAAAUGUAAAAACAUAAAAAUUAAAUAAUUCUGCACAGGCAUACCAUUAUGGUAUACCAAGGUAAACCUCUGGUAUUGCACACAGAAACCCGAUAAUAUUCACAAAACAGAGACAGGCAUACUUCAUGUCUUGUAAAUUUAUAUUCUGCAAAAAUAUGAAUACAUGUUUACUACAGAAUGAAAGAGGGGACAGAGAUUGUCGCAUGUAAGGAGAAUCAUGUGAAAAUGAAUUUAUUUACAUUUUUUACAGAAAUGUGAUGACCAUGUUUGACAAACUAGAAAGGGUUUGGAAAACUAACCACGUUUGCCAGCUGGAGAGAGGUGGCACUUUACAUCUUUGCAAGCAUAUGACUAAAUGCAAUGGCUAUCUCUUACUUGUGAGUUGCUCAGUGGGUUCCUGUGGCUUGAGUAUUCUCUCACUGCCUUCACCCCUUGGCUGAGGUUGGAGACGAAUAGGCUAUAAAUGGACUAUUCAGACAGACAAUCUUCCUAUACACUCUAUAUGUCUGUGUUUGUUAUGGUCAUGAUUAUAAUGAUUAUUAUUACUGAUUAUUGUCGUUGGUUAUUAUCAUUAUUCUUGAUUAUCCUACUUAUUAUUAUUAUUAUGAUUAUGAUUAUUAUUUAUUUAUUUUGUUUUUUUUCUGUGGUUUCUCAAUGUUUCCUGGUUUUUAAAUAUUUGACUUUUGGAUGAAUUUUUAUCUAGUAUCCUUGAUGGAAAAUGCAGAUGCAAACACGGGGUGAAAUAUUUUUGAGCAAGCACUCAAUACAUACUACUUUGAUGUCCCAGACACUCUUAUUUGAGUUGAAUGCAUUGAGAAUUGGUUGAAUAAAAAUUUGGGCCUAAGUAAAUGAUAAACAGCUUGAUGAUGUCACGGCCAGUAAUGACGAUGUCACAGUGCCGACUUAUGAUGUCAGGGUGUGCAUGUGUGUACCUGCGUGUGUGCCUGUGUGUAUGCAAUUGUCUAUUGGAAAUUUUGUAAAAGGGGUUGUAGCUAUUUGAAUUAAGAUUUUUAAAAGUCAGAAAAUAUGUUUUCAGGGAAUCCACAGAAAGCAGAAUUAGACAAGAUUGUUUUGUUUUUUAAUCCCAGCAUCACAAAAACUUGUAUGCUAAACACUAGGAUGAGGUUAGGGCUUAAAUGUACUAUUUUAUUACAAAAAGCCUUAUGUAACAAUUAAAUUGAUUUCUUUCAUAAUUCAAGGUGUAUCUGGGCAGAAUGUUACUGGGUCAUUUUAAUUAAUAUUACAAAUGUAUUAAUUAAUAUGGCUUAUAAAAUCUAGAAAGAAAGAUUAACCAGUAAAUAUUCUUUUGAAGUUAUUUUCAAAAGUUUUGUAAGUUCAGGAAUUUAACCAGAAUAAUCUGAGGAAUGUACUGCAUCUUGCCUAAGGUAGUUCAAAUUAUAACAACUGUAAAGGAAUCUAACAAGAAACACAGAGUAAACUUUGCUCAGUUCUGACAUUAACAACUCAUUUUUAACGCUCAUAUAGUUGUUUGGUUUUAAUAAAGGUUGUUAAUUGAAGGGAAAAGAAGAAUGUGUAAGGCACGAAUUUGUCAAUAUUUUCUUUUUUAUUACAUUAUGAAUUUUAGGGAAAUCAUUAGAUAGUGAUUUGUCAUUUGGAUUUAAAUAAAUCCUAGCUAUUUCUGUGUGCCUGUUCAUGGUUGAGAGCUGUCAAAGACAUUUUCUGUGUGUUUGCGUGUGUGUGCGUGUGUGUUGAGGAAUUGAAUUGGGUGGGUGGGGGGAUAAAGGUGUGUGUAUAAUGUGUUGUCUUGUGUUUUAUAGCAUGGGGGUUGGCAGGUUUGUGAAGUGAGGAGUUUAUUUGGGAGAUGUACAGGAAGUGUGAGUAGGCUGAGGGAUUAACUAUAUCUCUGUUUAUUUUGCAUACAUUGGUAAAUUGCAUGGGUAAAAUUAUAUACCCAUCUUAUUAGAUAAAGGAGAAGAAACUUAUAAGUGAAGACUCCCACCUCCCAACUGCACAACCCCUGUUCUUGGUUACAAUGGUGAUAAAAAUCUCACGUUUGUAAGAUAACAUUCAGUUAAUAAAAAACAAAUAAAAAUG